Molecule: messenger RNA, 5609 nt
Organism: Topomyia yanbarensis
Lineage: Eukaryota; Metazoa; Arthropoda; Insecta; Diptera; Culicidae
Gene: Mnt
Product: mucin-5AC
Exons: 11
Coding region: 662-4417 (1251 amino acids)
Biological process (GO): regulation of transcription by RNA polymerase II
Molecular function (GO): protein dimerization activity; DNA-binding transcription factor activity, RNA polymerase II-specific; RNA polymerase II cis-regulatory region sequence-specific DNA binding
Source: RefSeq, a predicted model, not a curated record
CAGUCAACGGUUGUUCUUCGUCGCGUUCGGACAGAUCUGGUCGGCACGGUUGCGCCACUAAUUCCUGCACUGACCAGUGGGCGAUCUAAACUUAGCCUCUAGUGUAGUGAUAGAAGUUUUGUGAUUCGCGCGUCAACGCAGUGUGUGUCAACUGUGAUAUUAUAGUUCCUGUUAAAGCUUUUUAUGCAUUAGAACUAAGAGAGUUAAUCGUCACUUCGUACGAAUGUGGGAAGCUUCGGAAUUCUGACACGCGUUGUGGUGAAAGAACAACGAAAAUGAUCAGUAAGCGUCUGUGAUAUAAUAGUGUGUAACACAAAAAAAAACAAACAGGGGCGAUAAUUGCAACUGCCUCCCAGUUGUAAUCGCCCUCGAGAUAAGUGCGGUGCAACUAAUCCGGGAUUCACGUUCCGACGGCGGCGAUGUACAGCGAUAAGACACACCCGGCUCACUGUGGAGGUGGUAAUGAUAAUGACAAAUAUUUCCCUCGCUCGAUUCUCCCGAGACUCCAUCAACAACAACAACAGCACCAACAGCAAUUGUUAUCCGGGCAGGCCAUGAUGGUUUCGCAGCAUUCCCCCGUUAUACCAGUGCACCCAGUUCGCUUAUUAACAGCCAGCACACUCCUGCCUCGCCAGGAUUACCUUCCUUCGGCACCAAAACAAUGGUGACAGACGUCGGUAUUUGUUUCAGCAUGAGCAACGUGAAUUUAAAUAGCGAAUAUCCGCCUUAUCUGGGCCAUCCUUCGUUAUCUGUACUCGGUAAGGGAUAUAACUACGACCCCAGCUGGCCGGUCAGUUCGCCCAGCAGCGCUGCAACACUAGCCAAAUAUCGCUCAACGACUCCAGCGUUCAGUAGGCAACGUAACCGCACUCCGCCCAGCAGCAGCAACAGCAGUGGUCCUUCCUCGCGUUCACCACAAUCAACUUCCCCCUAUUCCGUCCCGUAUAAUGGGUACUACUUCGCACAUCCCAAGAUCCCAAUCAAAAUCUACAACAACCACAACCACUUGUACCAACCGACCCCGGCACCAAACAAUUCAACCACUUCUGCCUCGAUAGCGACUGCCUACGGUCAUCAGUUGAACAAUUAUCUUACCUAUCCGUCGCCGGCGCCGGUUACCGAUUCGAACAAGUUUCUAUUCGACGACGGCACCAAACAGCAUCAAAAUGCGAGAAAAACGUUUCUCAACAGCCAGUGCUACGAUAUCUGUAUGACCAAGUGUAGUGAUCGAAUGGAGACCAUGAUGGAGGCUCCGGCGGUUGUUAGUUCGCUCACCGGUACUGACCGGUUUAGGGAGGGAAGUGCAGAACGGGUACGGGACGAAAUGAUGCUGGGGGUGGAUAAUGAUGGUGCGCCGAAGGAUUUAAGUUUGAAGCGACGAACCGCUGCCGGUGAGUGUCCACCGGCGGAGGAAGCGUUGGCGAUCAACGGUGAUGAACCGGACGAGGAAGGCAGCCAGCAGACGGAAGCGCCCAAAAAGAAAUGGAUUCGGCACUAUCUUAAGGACGAUCCCCUCGUAAACGGACAUUCCACAGCACCACCGCUCGUUGUGAUAUCGACCAAUGGUAGUAGCAGUAGCAGUAGUACCAGCAACAGCAGCACCAUCACCAGCCAUCAGAAACACCAUCCCGCCUCUUCCCUCACGAUUGAUCUCUCGACCAAGAGCAGCAGCAGCAGCAGCACCGGUACCAGUGGUCAUCACCUGUCCAGCACACCACCGUCAUCCGGCUGUUCGUCGUCAUCAUCCACACUUACCAUCUCACCGGUGGACGAUUCGCAGUCGUCGCUGAAUCUAAGCAACGGCUCCAGUGGCUACAUCACCAGCAGCAGUGCCAACACUUCCAGCUCGCUAAAUCUCAGCGGCAGCAAUAGUGGUUCCUCACCGUUGCCAAUCACCCUCAACGGUGGCGUCAUAACGUCAUCCCAUGGAUCCAACUCACCUUCGCUGCCGCAUGAUCUCGUUAUCGUUCAGCAACAGCAACAACUUAGUCACCUGGUUCAGACCGGUCAACUUGGGCUGACCAGCACGAACACACUGCUGGGACAAAUCCCGACCGGUGGUCGGAGGCGAACUACCAGCUCCAACAGCAAUGGCGUUGGAACCAGGGAAGUGCACAACAAGCUGGAGAAGAACAGACGAGCCCACCUGAAGGAGUGCUUCGAGCAGCUGAAAAAGCAGCUCACGCUUCAACCGGACGAGAAGAAAACCUCCAACCUGUCGAUACUGCAUGCGGCCAUACGGCACAUUCAGCUGCUCAAACGGCGAGAACGCGAAUACGAGCACGACAUGGAACGGCUGGCCAAGGAGAAAAUUGCAGCUCAGAACCGGAUACUGCUGCUCAAGCGGGAACUGUCCCAGUGGGGCGAUGUGGAUUUUUCACGGCUUGCCGCUGACACCGAGGUCAUCCCCGGCAGCAGUAGUGUGCAAUCGGAUCGAGAUCUAUUGAAUGAUCCCCCGGGCAUUGCCCCAGGUCGUAAUGGGAUUCGAUACAGCUCGUCUAGUUCUCUGUCCAGUGUUGCCACGACGGCAUCGUUGAGCAAUCUACCGCUUCAAACGACAAUCUCACCAGUAGUGAUGUCUGGCUCGUCGCCGCUUCGUGCAAGCCCACCGAUGUCAUCACUGUCGGCGACGAAUCGAAGCUCGAACUCACCGGCAGCUAUGCCACUGUCGCUCACCACCAAGGGUUCCCCGAAUGUGUCCGUCGCCGAUACGCACAACGGAAUCUCAUCGCCGUUGAAGCUAUCGACAGGCACCCUACCGAAUGGGUUUAACCUGAGCACCACCAGCAGCAGCAGUAGUUGUAGGACGAACAUUACUAAUGUCAGUACCAUCGGAAAUGGUUUCAGUGGAACUACCACUUCCACAGCGCUGCCACUGAUCGUCGGUGGUAACAACCUGACCGCGUUGAGCCAAUCUCAGCUUUUUACACCCGUUACGGCUACCAUUCUGACGACAGGCGGAGGAACCUCCAUCCAAUCCCUGCCACUAAAUCUGAACGUGACUUCCAGCGUGACGAAUGGUUCCACCCACAGCCAUCACGUUCCUGUCAGUGCUGUGAACGGUGUAUCCAGUUCUUCCUCGGGUCUGCAAAUCAUCGGAACGACCGCCAACGGUACAACCAUUCCCGCCGGGCUGGUCAGCUCAACGACCGGAAAAGAACUGAUCAAUGGUACCCUGCUGCCCAAGAAUGGUUUUCGCACCGAGGGCAAUAAGAUUGAAAUUAUCGCUACCUCUUCCAACGGGAGUUCUACGCUGGAUCCGCCCGCUACCAAGGUGAUCAAACUGGUCAAUGGCAACACCAUUGUUGGGCUGACCUCGGUUGAUAAGGUCGUCCAACAAGGUGGAAUCGUGGUAAGCCCAAUCCAGCUGCUUACCUCAGCCCAGGGUCUUCGGGUUAUUCAACAGUCACAGAACGGUCUAGCCACCAUAGAACUCAGCACCCCUGCCAAUGUGCAGUCCCAGUCAAAUCAAGCCCAACGAACCAUCGGUGGUAAUGGAAGUUUUAACGGCACCAACAGCAGUACCAACUCGUUGCAUUUAUCCAGUCAUCCAUCGAACCAAUCUAGCCAAACAACAACCCACCAACAGAUCCAGCAAAUGACAGGAGCUCAGCUCCACAAGCUUCUACUCAGUUCAACCAACGCCCAUGGGCUAAACGGUUUCACCAGCAGCAGCAACAACACCAACAACGGCACCAACAUCGUGUCCAGUACUGCAUUUUCCAACGGACCUGUGAGUACAACCACGAUUACACCCGAACUAGCUCGGCUACCCGGUGGAGCCGAGCUCAAUAUUCUGCCGGUCGGUACGAAUAGUGCCACGGCACUACCCCUGUACCGAACCACUGGUCAACCGGGCAAGCUGGCAUUUGUGAAUGCCAUCUCCGCCAGCAACGGCGGUGGACUGACGCUGAAAGGUACCGAAUGCACCACAUCAAAUACCGGUCGAACGGCUGUCCACGUGGUUACACCCAUUCAGACUAGCUCCGGACAGCUGUCCGGGCUAACACCAGUGGUGGUUUCCCGAUAUGACCACAGCACCACUCUGCCUGCGCUGUUCACAACAGCCUCGGGACCUCAGACGUCCACCCAGCUGGGAAAGGUGGUGAAAACAGUUGGACAGUCACCGAGCGGUCUACCGCUGAUCGCAGCCACCCCGAAUGCGCAGUAUCUGAACACAGUUCUCAAACCCACGGUAACCACCGCCACCACCAUGAUGGUAACUGUCGGUUCCAGCAACACUAUCAACAGCAACAGCACUAGCAGUUAUCUGCCAUCGGCAGAAACUGGUAACAGCGAAAAAAGAACCAACCUCGUUCUAUUGAACAGCAAUAACCAGGGUCAAUCGCUACUACCCCCGGCGUCGAUUAUGAUGACGACGACUCCCACCGCUGAGGUCACUGCAAUCGCCAACUAGUGUGAUACUCCACGCAGUCAGCCUGCCUCCCCAUCCAAGCGGGCCUCGCCCGCCAGGUUUCGAGCUAAAAACAGUGAGAUAAGGCCAGAACGAGAGAGUGAGAGAGAAACAAUGAGACAGCACGCUCCCGGACGGAGAGUAAACUGAAAAUCAAUUAAUAUAUAUCGUGUGGACCCAAUUUUCUAGGUUUCAUCAGAAAAGAGGGCCGACCAACACCAAUUCGGUGGUGUUAACUAGUACUAUACUAUUUCAUUACCCAAAAUGAAAGUACCACGUAGAAACAAAAAAAACUGUAUUUAAUUUAUAAUUUCUAAAAAUUAACUGUAGCUCAAUUUUAUUUUUUUUAUUCAAGUUUUUUAACAACAAACGAUACAAAUCAAAAAAGGAACCACACAACAAUUAAAAAAAUGUCUGUAAAUGUGUAGACCACAAAUUAAGUACAGAAAUAAAGCAAAAGUUUGUAAAACUAAAAUAAUCUAAAACUUAUCGAGAUAAGACACACAUACACAUUGAACUAUAAGCAAAACAACAGAAACUAAGUAGAAACGAAACCCAACAAUAUUUUACUGUAAAUAGUAGAGCCAACAAGCUGUAACUGUACGCAAAAGUGAGAAAGUGUCGAAAGUGUAUUUUUUCCUGCUCUAGCAGUAAACCAUUCGCUUGGAAGUAACUAUACGCGAAAUCAACAAAAAAGCACACACACACAUACAAACAUUAAGAAAAAAAAUAAUGCUGAAUUUAAGCGAUGGAUUUAAUCCUUCACAAUGUAGCAAGAAGGACUCCCCUGCCGGGGGGAACAUGAUGUACAGUAUUUAAUAAAAAAAAAACAAUAUUCAUAAGCAACAGCACGUGAACUGUGGUCCAGAGCCGCCAGCAUAGGCAUGCAAGAAACAGAAACAGAAGAAGAACAAGAAAAAUCUACUCAAGAGCAUACCGCAAACUCAUUUGUGCAUGGUACAAACUAAUCAUCAAAGUGUGUGCGAGAAGAGAUCAAAACUCUGAACAUGAAAAUGCUUUCGAAGGGGAAAGAAGAAGAAAAAACAGACAACCGUACGGCACUCAACCGAACCGGUGAGUGCGGGUAAAACAAAACUAAACAAAAAAAACAAGUGAGAAAGUGACUAGAAAUAACUUAUAAAUGGAAAUGAUAUCGAAAAAAAAGAACAAAAUAAAAAUGUACCUAUUUGAAAAA